Molecule: messenger RNA, 2405 nt
Organism: Globicephala melas (long-finned pilot whale)
Lineage: Eukaryota; Metazoa; Chordata; Mammalia; Artiodactyla; Delphinidae
Gene: SGTA
Product: small glutamine rich tetratricopeptide repeat co-chaperone alpha
Biological process (GO): post-translational protein targeting to endoplasmic reticulum membrane
Cellular component (GO): membrane; TRC complex
Molecular function (GO): molecular adaptor activity; protein binding
Source: RefSeq, a predicted model, not a curated record
AGCGUGGAGUAGCAGCAGGUGGGACUGCAGCCUGCCCUCUGUGUCCCUGGGGAGCCCCACGCCCCCCGUCCAGCUGGUGAGGAGGGAUGACCACCGUGCCCAGGGCCACAUCACCCUGGGGUUAGAGUCAGGCAGGACGGCAAGGGGCUCUGGACCUACAGCCUCAGCGUCUCCUCUGUGAAAUGUGGAGAAUUCACAUGUCUGCCUCACCGUUGUCAGGCAGACACAAUUAGCCAAUCCUGAAACCCCCAGACCUUGUCUGCUCCCAUCUCAAGAUGGAUAACAAGAAGCGUCUGGCCUACGCCAUCAUCCGGUUCCUGCAUGACCAGCUCCGGCACGGGGAGCUCUCCUCUGACGCCCAGGAGAGCUUGGAAGUUGCCAUCCAAUGCCUGGAGACCGCUUUCGGGGUGACGGUGGAGGAUAGCGACCUCGCGCUCCCCCAGACUCUUCCCGAAAUAUUUGAAGCAGCUGCGGCGGGCAGGGAGAUACCACCUGAUCUGAGGAGCCCCCAGCGAACCCCACCUUCGGAGGAGGACUCGGCCGAGGCAGAACGCCUCAAAACCGAAGGGAACGAACAGAUGAAAGUAGAAAACUUUGAGGCUGCCGUGCACUUCUAUGGGAAAGCCAUCGAGCUGAACCCCGCCAACGCCGUCUACUUCUGUAACAGAGCUGCGGCCCACAGCAAACUGGGGAACUACGCGGGGGCGGUUCAGGACUGCGAGCGGGCCAUCUGCAUAGACCCGUCCUACAGCAAGGCCUACGGCAGGAUGGGCCUGGCUCUGUCCAGCCUGAACAAGCACACGGAGGCCGUGGCCUACUACAGGAAGGCCUUGGAGCUGGACCCCGACAACGAGACCUACAAGUCCAACCUCAAGGUGGCGGAGCUGAGGCUGAGAGAGGCACCCAGUCCCACGGGAGGUGUUGGCAGUUUUGACAUCGCGGGCCUGCUGAACAACCCAAGCUUCAUGAGCAUGGCAUCCAACCUCAUGAACAAUCCCCAAGUUCAACAGCUCAUGUCCGGCAUGAUUUCGGGCGGCCACAACCCCUUGGGGACUCCCGGCACCAACCCCUCGCAGAACGACCUGGCCAGCCUCAUCCAGGCGGGCCAGCAGUUCGCUCAGCAGAUGCAGCAGCAGAACCCAGAGUUGAUAGAACAGCUGCGCAGUCAGAUCCGGAGUCGGACCCCCAGUGCCAGCAGCGACGACCCGCGGGAAUGACUGCCCGCCCCCCAGCGCCAUCAGGUCCUUCCUGGCUGACCAGAAGCCUUCUCUCACUUUUCCGUCUCUCUUCCCAUUGGACCGCCCAUGAGAGGAAAAGGAAUUGGACCUGCAUGUUAAGACGGAUUUUUAUUAUUUUUAUUUUUUUGCCUCAGCCCUUCCCUCCCUUUUUGUACUCUCUCACGGCCCCCAGACCCUUCUCGAAACAGAGCCAGCAAGCUGUGAGCACAGACCAGCACCAGUCUCACUCCCAGCCCCCCCCAAAACCCAGUCUCUAAAGUAUUUUCUAGAAUAAUUUGGGGGGGGUCCUUUCGCCGCUCUCAAGAAGCGCCCACGGGGAAGCCGUGGCACGAAGCCCCUUCCGCAGCCCCGCCCCCUCGGCCUGUCUUCAGGGGCCUCGCAGCCCACGAGAAGCUGCUCUCUGCGUCGACCUUGACCACCCGAGCCACCCCUGCUCGGACGGGCUCCCUGCCAGCCAGCCCGGCCCUCGGACCCGGGUUCUCGCAUGAGCAACUCCCGCUGCAGGUUCCCAGGAGCCGGUUCUGUUGCCCUGGGCCUGGGGGCGGUCCGGAGCGGACGUCCUGGGUGUGCAGGACCCAUUUCUGGGACUUUUCUUCCAGUCGAGCAUCUGGAUGGACGUGGGUCUGAUCCCAGUGCUCUCUUCCCAGUACUCAAGACCGACAGACCGUGAGGGGCCCUCUCACCACCUUCAGCCUGGCCCCCGAGCCCAUCCCGGCCUGGCCAUGUGUCCCAGCCACUGCCCUUCUGCCCUCAGGUGGUCCCGCUGGCUCAGCGCCUCCUCCCGUUGGGAGGGGGGGCUGCAGGGGGUCCUGGUGCCACCCGCCUUGGCCUGAGAUUGCCAGGCAGCCACCGUGGAUGCCCGGCGGCCCCAGGCGAGGCGGGACGGCGUGGGGAGGAGGGGUCGGCUGGCACCAGCGCUCCGGCAGCAGUGUUGGCAGCUGGAUCGUCGGAGGCUCCCUGGUGUUGUCGGGCCACGUGCGAGGUGACCCAGCACCGUGUGUGUAGGUAACUAGUAGGGAGACGGCCGCCAGCCACCCGCCGUCUGGCACACGUCCGUCGAGAUGUGUCCUAACUCUUGCGUGCUAGCCAUGGUGACAAGCAUAACGUAACGUGUGGGGAAUAAAUAGACAUCAUGACCUCUGCCUGUCUCUGUGUUGACCUCUCAGC